Daucus carota subsp. sativus is the source of this 1102-nucleotide messenger RNA. RefSeq names its product protein SAWADEE HOMEODOMAIN HOMOLOG 1. Lineage: Eukaryota; Viridiplantae; Streptophyta; Magnoliopsida; Apiales; Apiaceae. The transcript has 9 exons. Gene Ontology annotation, molecular function: chromatin binding. The record is from RefSeq and is a predicted model, not a curated record. The coding region runs from base 126 to 914 and encodes 262 amino acids.
CACAAUAAAAAGAACAAGCCUCCGCACACACAAAUUUAGCCGUACUUGCGAACAAUCUGCAGAAAAGCAGCGACUUUACUCCCCCGCUAAAACCCCCGAAAUUGCCGCAUCAAGAAUCACUCGAAAUGGAGCCUGAUAGUGAUGCUCCUGAGUUCACUCUAGCUGAGGUACUGGAAAUGGAAAGCUUGUACAAGGAAAAAGGUGAAGAAACAUUUAGUGAGAAAUGUUGUGAAGAACUUGCUACCAAAUUCAGUUUCUCAGCUCAUCGUAUUGGAAAGGAAUCCAUAGAGUGUAAACAGGUUAAAAGCUGGUUUUACGAGAAACAUCAUAGAACGGCCCCAAAAGACACUCAACAUACUUCCUUUGAAGAGUUUGUGUCUUCUUUAAGAAACAAAGCCUCUGGAAUCUCUUCACCUGCUACUUCUGGACCAGUUGUUCCUUUAGAUUCACCAGUACUAACUGAUACUAUGAGACCUUCUGACAAGUCCAAAGCUGAAAGGGUGGCCGAACUUACAGAUUUGCGAUAUGAAGCCCUGUCUGCAAAAGACGGUGCUUGGUUUGACGUGGCCUCAUUCCUCAACUAUAGAGUUCUUUAUUCAGGCGAGAUUGAAGUUCGUGUUAGAUUUUCUGGCUUUAAUCAUGAUGAAGAUGAAUGGGUAAAUAUGAAAAGAGCAGUACGUGAGCGUUCAAUUCCUUUGGAGCCUUCUGAAUGUCACAAAAUUAAAGUUGGAGACCUUGUCCUAUGCUACAGGGCAAAUGCUGAUCAUGCAUUAUACAGUGAUGCACACGUCUUGGACAUUGAAAGAAAUAUACAUGAUGCAGAGUCCUGCAGUUGCAUGUUCUUGGUCAAAUUUGACUAUGAUGAAACUGAGGCAAAGGUGGAUGUGAAUCAGGUUUGUUGCAGGCCAACUUAGGGAGGUAUUUGACAACACUGAACAAAACACAUCAAAUCGAUGUUUGUGGUCCGAUGCUGUCCGAGAAUUGUCCUGUAUUUCUGUAAUAGUCAACUGUAGCAACUCAAGACUCUAUCUAGUUUUACUUUCUUCACAUUUUGUUCAUUUCUGCUUUGUAAAUAAUCACGCAAGGACUGUCCAGCCAAGCA